GCGGAAUUGUGAGCGGUCAGUUCACUUCCUUACUUCGUGGGGGAGAGUGCGAGUCGGACUCUGAUUGAGUUAGAGCACCUUUUUGAGGGUCAGUUUCCCAAACAGUGGCGAUUUGAGCACCAUCAGUGGCCGAUUGUCAGUGUUAGAGGCAUCUGAGAGGUUGUAGAUUGAAGUUGGAGGAUUGAAACGGUCAAUCGCGGAGGAAAUACGAGAAGAUGUCGGCGGCAGAGAGACCCUCUACGUCCGCUGCCUCCACCGAACGCGCCGGGGAUCGAGACAGGGAGCGAAGUUCCCAAAAGGACAACAACAUGAAGUUUCUAAAGCAGAACGGCCGGUCCCUCAGCACCAGUGCCAAGAGGAUCCAGAGAGAACUUGCUGAGAUCACCCUCGACCCUCCGCCUAAUUGCAGUGCUGGUCCGAAGGGCGACAACCUGUAUGAAUGGGUGUCCACCAUCCUGGGGCCGCCUGGGUCUGUGUACGAGGGCGGAGUUUUCUUCCUGGACAUCCACUUCUCUCAAGACUAUCCCUUCAAACCUCCUAAGGUGACAUUCCGGACCCGUAUCUACCACUGUAACAUCAACAGUCAAGGUGUGAUCUGUCUGGACAUACUGAAGGACAACUGGAGCCCCGCCCUCACCAUCUCCAAAGUCCUGCUGUCCAUCUGCUCACUGCUAACUGACUGCAAUCCAAGUGACCCCCUUGUUGGCAGCAUAGCCACUCAGUACACAAACUCCAGAGAAGAACAUGAUAGGAUAGCUCGCCAAUGGACCAAGAGAUACGCCACAUAAAGUCACAAAAACUGAAGCCAAUGAAUUUUGCCCAAAUGUACUGUAGCUAGUAAAACGUAAUCUUAGAUGAACUGCUUUAGUUACAUGUGAAUUCUAAUCUGCACACUGUAGAAAAGACUGUCAGAAGAAAUGUAGAGUUUUUGCAAAAUGAAAAUAUAAAGCAAUUGGGUCUUUCAGUAUGUAGCUGUGCACUUAAACUAGAAGAUGUAGACUUAUAGUUGUCUGAAGGUUAGUAAAUGUAUAUGGGAAGAAAGAGAUAUUGUUGACUGUGUGACUUCAAAAUCAGGUGCAUGAAAACUUGCCUAUACAAUGCAGCAGUCUGAAAUGUUUUUUGCUACUCCAAAUUGCCUUUGUCUUCUGCCUUAGAUGUUCGCAAUAUUUCCAAGUUUGCAACAAUGUUUGGGCAGUGAGACAAUUUAUGACAGGUUUGGAAUGAAAUUUGGUUGUUCUGAUAAUUUCACAGGGGAAGCAGAAGAAAGUUGUACAAAUCCUGGAGGGGACAGCCCAUGAAAAUGAAUCCAUGCAGGUUUGAGUAAAGAUUUUGGUCAAGGAUAGAUUCAAAGACUGCAUUUCCUCACCCUAUUUUCAUGUAAAACUAAUGGAAACAGUAUCACAACAGUGAAUGCCUUCAAACUGACUGAUAUCAUCAGAAAAAAAAAUCAUAUUGACAUGCAAUCUGUCAUGAUGUAGCCUGGUUACCAAACCCCAGCCCGAUCUCGAUAUUUGAGGUUGGGGUAUGGUAUCCAAGCUAGUCAUGAUGAUGAUGCUCUUGAGGAUAUAGAUUUUGUAUCCAUGUUAUUAUAUAGUUGUUGUUACGUGUACGCAGUCACUGCAGCCAUACUUGUUAACAAGGGGCAAUCAUAAUAGUGUCUUAUCUCUUAGCAACAACAUUAUUGUGUCACAAAUGUUCAUUAAAAUACAAGAUGUAGAAAAAUAGACAAAACACUAGUCAUUACGAACAUGUGUAGUGUGGUCAUCCAGGGACAUUAGUAGAAUUAUCUUUAUUUAUACUAGAUUUGAGAUAUGCAUAGUAAUGAAUUGUGAGUAUGCCAUUAAUGAAAAGUAACAAGCUUUCUAGUAGUGUAUCUUUGGCCAACUUGCUAGUAUUGCUACCAUUCAGAUAAAAGCUGGACUGUCUAUGUAUGGUGAGAGCAGAACAGUUUGUAGAUUUGAAAGUUUACUAAUGAUAGAAAUGUCACUUAAUUUUAAUCUGCUUAUAUAUUCAUACGGCCCUGAUGAUGGUUGACAUCUGUGCACGCAUCAAUUUUUGGCCUUUUCCAGAAGAUUUUAACCAUAGUGCAAAUCAUACAAAGCAGGAAAAAAAAGGAGCAAAUGUAUGCUGUAGAAUGGUAUUGGGAAAGUUGGAAAAAAAUACUAAAAAUACUAAAUUCCAAAGUCAAAGAAGAAGAUUUAAAAAGAACAAAAAUAAAGAAUGUACUGUAUUCUAUGUGUUUAUAAGUCAUGUGUUCUACCUUUCUGACCACUUAUAUUUCAGUCUUUCUUUUGGGCCAAUUUUUUUUAUUUGUACACUUCCAUCAGUUUUGGGAUUCCCAGAUGAUGUCAUCCAUAUUAUCAAAUCAACGUGGCCUAAGACAGAAAAGACAAUAUUUUUUUCCAUGUAAAGAGCAUUGCAUACACAUGCUUAACAGCAACUACUACUGUAACAGUAUUUAUUCCUAUGUCAUUCUAUUAUUAACCCUUACGGUGCUUUAAGGACUGUUGCAUUCAGUGUCAUAUUGUCUAAACUAAACUGCAAUAAUUGUGGAUUCAUGCCAAGCAGUUUGACUGUAAUGUUAUGUUCUCUUCAGACUGAUGUAUUUAUUGUAAAUAAAUGUUACACAGAAACA
Molecule: messenger RNA, 2635 nt
Organism: Branchiostoma floridae (Florida lancelet)
Lineage: Eukaryota; Metazoa; Chordata; Leptocardii; Amphioxiformes; Branchiostomatidae
Product: ubiquitin-conjugating enzyme E2 E3-like
Exons: 5
Coding region: 216-788 (190 amino acids)
Biological process (GO): protein polyubiquitination
Cellular component (GO): nucleus
Molecular function (GO): ubiquitin conjugating enzyme activity
Source: RefSeq, a predicted model, not a curated record